This is a messenger RNA of Porites evermanni, 3894 nucleotides long. The record is from the annotation of a GenBank genome assembly. Lineage: Eukaryota; Metazoa; Cnidaria; Anthozoa; Scleractinia; Poritidae.
AUGUUCGCCUUUGGACCGAAAUCUUCUCUGGCGGACGAGAUAACUGAAAUUCGUGUCACGCAUUUAAAACUGCUGCAAAGUAUUACUCUUGAGGCGAAGUUAUUCGGCGAUAAAGGCGAAUUGUUCGAGUCAUACGCUCAUUAUGUUGCUGAUAAAGACGGCAAUGUCGAUGUUGGCCACGACCUGUCCAUAGGUGGAUCUUACAGUGGUGUUGAACCCAUGGGGUUGAUAUGGAGCAUGAAGCAGGCACCAGGGCAAAAGAAAGGAAUCCGACUUUUUAAAAGAGAUGUUACUUUGCCGUUUGAUAUUAUCGUGAACUGUUUUGAUGGUCAUGUAAUUCCACGCGAAACAUCGCUGCAGCCAUUGUCAAGCGGAACAUUUCAAAAGUCGUACAUGGCGGAUGGAGUAAAGAGAGUUCCUGUAAGAGAAGGGAGAAUCCGUGGGACGUUGUUUCUGCCACCGGGUGAUGGACCAUUCCCAGGUAUUUUCAUAAAAGUGGUCUGCUGACAAUAUUUUGUUUUAUACAUUUUUUUAAUUUGAGCAUGGAUUGCAAUCACAGGCAACCCGAGCUCAGAAAUCAUUAACAUGUAUGGUUGUAUGGUAUCAUAUUGCAUAAUUCUUACUAAAGAUACGAGUAUUGCAGAACCUCGUGACGAAGCAUCUGCCAUAUUGCUUUUGGUAUGUUUGCAUGAGGUCUGGGUCAAAGUGACCUAUGAUUGGUCAACGUACUUGUGUUUAUGCUUGUCCUUAUGUUGACCCUGUUUUCACUAGUCAAAGCUACAACAUAAGCAUAAGCACAAGAAGAACGAACUUGUCCAUUUUUCUUGUGCUUGUGCUUAUGGUUAUGCAUGGGCUAGUGAAAACCAGGCUUAAGGAAGCUUCAUAGGGUCAAAUGGGGUGAACACGGGAUAGGAUCUCCUACAUGUAUAACUAUGGUCAAAAGGAAAUGGGGGUGAUGGUGGACAACUGCCAGCUAAUAUACACUUUCAUUUGCUUAACUAACCCUUAAGUGCAAUAAAUUAUUUGUGAAAUAACAUAACUUUAUUAUUUAUAAAGUGCAUAUUUGUGGUCGCUGUAGCCUCUGUCUCUGGUUGACAGCAUUUGCCUUAAUUUACUGUGCCAUUGCUCUCGCUGUUUUCAUGGCAACGUUUUUGCUCUUGCCGAGUUUUGUUGGUAAAUCUUUCUCGGCAAGGAUUUCCAUCCAUUUGUUGAAUCCACCAUUGCCGAGUUUGCUCUUUUCUUUCAUUUGCCUGAGAUAUUGGGUGUUGCUCACUGACCAUAAGUUACAUUAUUAUAUGUACUUGUCGUUGAUGGCAAUCGGUUGCCUGGAAACCCAUAAUGCACUUUGACCUCACUACUCUGGAUGACGUCAAGGCAGACACCAACCAAACUGGAUAGAUUUAUAGCAAAGAGAAAAUCACGCAUGCCUUGCAAUAAUAUGCUUUUGGGAUCAUAUCUUUUAUCGCAAGGAAAAAUGGCCAUGAAUUUAAAGGAUGUUUGGGAAUACAGGGAAUAGAUUUAAGAAGAUCAAUGCUGGCUUGCGAUUUCCUUUAGCCCCGGCCUUUACCCCUGAGUUAGCUUGGGGGUACUUUUAUUUGUUAAAGCAGGUUGAGGCUUAACACAGUCAUAGGCUAAUGUGGCUCCACUAUCUUAUUAUUUAAAAAACAAAAUAAAAUAAUGAAAUAAAAGUAUGUACAAUUGCAAUAAGUGAAUAACUAAAAAAAAUUAGAUGGUGCUAAAUAUAUAGGAAUAUUAUAAAAUCGUUACUUUUCUUUGCUAUCAUAGCUGGGGUUUUAAAUGAAAAUUCUUCAAAAAUAUAAUUUAUUGAGAAAAUCUACAUAAUAUCUGUUUAACGGUCCUUUUCAGUUGUUUCACUUGAAUUUAAAAAAGGCAAUGUCUAAUCUCCCUUACCUGAAUGAAGCAGAAAAUACAGUUUGUCAAAUGAUCGAACUAAUAAUCAGAAUAACCACUACCUUGGUAAUGAAUUGACAGCUGAGAUAAUCUGAAAACAGAAUGUCACAUUUCCAGAAAAAAUUGUCAACCACUGGCAAAGGUUUAAAAUCGUGUCAACCUUUAAAAAUGAAGGAGUACACUUUAAAGCCACAAAAACUUUAGAAUCUACACAACUGUACAUACAGGAAACCUCUACUAAAGAACAUUUCUAACACAUUGUCACUGUAAUUUAACACAUCUUUUCCUUUAAUUUUUGCAUCUUUGCCUCAUGAAAACACCCUCUUCACCAGAGAUGACCUAAUUAAAAAAGUGUAAUAAAGUAUAGAAACGCAAUGAUAAUUAGACUCCACAAAUUCUUUAACCCUAUUUAAAACGUUUGUGAAUGUUACCAACGUGCCCAACUUUUAAUAUCAUAAACAGAUUUUUAAUCGAUUCAUGCAUGAGCUGGCUCACAGAGUCUUUUAUUUAAACAAUUUUUUAAGUGCAGAGACCCAAGCACAGUUCACUACCAGUAAUAGGGUGCAAAGAAAGUCAGUUUUAAAGCUCACCCCUUGGGCAAGCUGUAGCUAGCAUGUACUAGCCCCAAAGUCAUUUUAUUUAGUUGAAAGGAGUUUUGAUGAGCAGGAUUGACUGCAGUUCUUCCGUCAUUUGAAUUCCCCAAAAAACUUAGCCUGCGAGCAAGCUCUCCAAUUUGACAAGCGAAGCGAGCCUCGCAAGAACGUGCGAGCAAGGGGCCGAGGACUCCUUUCCCCUCCCCUCGCGGCUUUGCCGCUCGCUCGCGCAUUCUCACGAGACUCGUUUCACUCGCCCAAACAGGAAAGCUUGCUUGCAGGCUACAAAAAAACUUCACUUGCCCGCGAGGCAAUUAAGUUAAGAACGCAGUUACUUGAUAGCAAAAUCCACUAACCCCAGGCAAUCAGACACUGAUAACUUCCUUUGCACGCUGCAGUAAUAAAGAUUUUUUGGGCUUUUGCCAAAUCAGGGUGACGAAUUUUUGAAAGGAAUACAUGAAGGGAAUAGAAUGUCUGAGUCUUGGUGGAAUUUCUACAGUUACACUUUCCUCAAACAUAAUAAACUAGGUUCUAAGGUUGUUUUUUUAAGUGUAUUGAUGCAAGUCCUUUUUUGUUGUACACUGUAGGUAUAAUGGACCUUUUUGGAGCAUUACCAGCAGUCAUUGAAUUCAAGGCCUCCUUGUUAGCUUCUCGUGGAUUUGCUGCCUUAGCAGUGGCCUAUUAUGAGUAUGAUGAUCUGCCUUCAUCCUUAAGUCCAUAUGUUGAGUUGGAGUACAUUGAAGAGGCAGCAGAAUGGUUGUACCAACAUUCUAAGGUCAUACCAGGUGGUAUAGCACUUCAUUCUCAUUGCUUUGGAUCGUGGCUUGCUUUGCUUCUUGCAAGUUAUAGGACUGAUCUAGUCAAGGCUGUUGUUGCAAUAGCACCAAUUUGUUGUGCUUUUGGAAAUACCGCAUACAGGUACAAAGGGAAGCUGUCAAACGUGUACAGCUACUCAAAAGAGGCCUUGAAAGUUACAGAUCAGGGAGUGAUUGUCAGAUUUUGUUCUGCAACAUUCAAGGAAACAACCAACCCAUUGGCAGACUUUCCGGCAAUGACUCCAGUGGAAAAUAUUUCAUGUCCUGUUUUGCUAAUUUAUGGCACAGAAGAUUUGAACGUGGAUGGCAAAUUAAGUUCAGGGUACAUAUUAGACCAGUUAAAAGUAGCCGGCAAGGAAUCUCUAUGCACUGUAUUGCAAUUGCCAGGUGCUGGCCAUAUAAUUGAUCCACCCCAUUCACCAUUAUUCUAUUUAACCUACAGCAAUCAGUCCAAAAUGUUCAUUGCGUGGGGUGGGCAAGUCAAGUCUCAUGCAAUGGGCCAGGUGAUUUACUGGGACAAAACUUUACAAUUCCUGAAGCAAAAUCUAAUGAGGAACGUUAAGAGCAAUUUGUAG